UUGCCCAUGCUGUCUGAGACUAUUAUACAGAUAGAAAGAUGAGUCCUCUUUCUACCUCUAUGCACCUCCCCUUCUUUUGAUUGGCAAGUUGUUUGUUUCACUGUUACCAGCUGCUGGACGAUUCCAAUCCCUGUCGGAGAGAAAACACGCGGAACGACAGUCCUUCUCAAUUUUCUUCCUCCCUGUUUACUUCAUUGUGCUUUCUUUUAUUUCACCCUGCUUCUGUCUUUUGCUCUCUUUUACUAUUUUCCUAAGUGGAUAACUUUUUCUUCUCCCUCCUUUGUUUUCUGCUCAGUUUCACGGUUUUUAUACGCUCUAGCUAUAUAGCAUAGGUAUAUUUAUUUAUUUUUAUUAGAAAGGAUAUAAUUUUUAUUUUAUUUAUUUAGAUGUUCGUCAAAUGAGAAGACGCAAAAGAUGGAGUUGCAUAUUUUAGAACACAGUUUGAAAGUAGCGAGUAUAGCAAAAGAGGGCAUUCAGAUUUGCACUCAUGGAUUAAUCAAACUCGCCUUCUUGCCCUCUAAAACAAGAUGCAAAUUUUUCAGUUUGACGGAAACUCCGGAGGACUAUACCCUUAUCGUCGACGAGGAAGGCUUCAAAGAACUGCCUGAGUCAGAGCACCUUAGUGUCGCCGAAGCCACGUGGUUGGCUCUCAAUGUGGUGUCGGGGGGUGGGAGCACCACCAACUCUCAGCCAAUCGGAGUCACCAAAAUAGCCAAGUCUGUCAUCGCCCCCUUGGCAGACCACAACAUCUCUGUGUUUAUGCUGUCCACCUAUCAGACGGACUUCAUCCUGGUUCGAGAGCGGGACCUGCCCAUGGUCAUGCACACCCUGUCUUCUGAGUUCACCUUGAUGAGGGUGGUCAACGGAGAGACCGUAGCCGCCAACAGCCUAGGAGUCACCAACGGCUUUGUCAAGCCUAAACUUGUGCCCCGUCCCAUCAUCCACCCUCUGUCCAGCCCCAGUAACAUGUUCUGUGUGACCAGCCUGGACCCGGACACAUUGCCCUCGGUGGCCACCCUGCUCAUGGACGUCAUGUUCUACUCAGGCGGGAUAAAGGAGCCUGGGGCAUCUAGUGAGGACACUGGACACAUCCGCUUCUUCUCUUUCUCUCUGAUUGAGGGCUACAUCUCUCUCGUCAUGGACGAGCAGACGACACAGCGGUUUCCCAACAAUGUCCUCUUCACUAGUGCUUCAGGGGAGCUUUGGAAAAUGGUUCGCAUUGGAGGACAGCCUUUAGGAUUUGACGAGUGUGGUAUCGUGGCACAAAUAUCGGAACCCCUGGCGACUGCUGACAUUCCAGCUUAUUACAUCAGUACCUUCAAGUUCGACCAUGCCCUGGUCCCAGAAGAAAACAUCCAGAGUGUGAUUGGAGCUUUGAGGACCAAUGAGAGCGCAGGACAGUGAAGGCGAGGUGGAAAGAGACCGUAGAACGAGCAAUUUAUUAUGUCAAACUCUUACAAAAAAAAGUGCCAAGAGGGUAAUGCAAAGCUUGAGUCGUGUAGACGGAUGACUGUGUGUGCGUGCGUGUGUAGACAUGCUUUGUACAGCGACCAGCAAUGUGUCCCUCCUAUUCUGAGACGGUUCCAACUACACUCCAAACCACACCCACCACUCCCUUGAGCAUCCACUCUUACCCCAAACAACAUCCACCUCUUUGGGGACCCAAAGCAAGAGUGACUGCAGUGUUUUCUUUUCUCUCGCUCUAUUUCUUUCUCCUCUUCCUUCCCCUCAGACCAUUUCACCAUGGCAACGUGACCUACCGAAUUUGGGCCUAUUUCUUCGGCACCAGCCCCUGAGAUACUGCAAAGCGGCCCUCACCUCCUUUUACUCUUCAUGUGUCACCCACGCGGUCCAUGACUGCCUAUAGUGAUAGGUGUUGCUUUAGUAUACCAGACUUUCCUUCCUAACUUUACAUUGUUUUUCGCAAGCUGCUCUUUCCAUAACCAUCAUACUGUAUUAGUUACCAGUCCUCUUAUGGAAAGGAAGAGAAUGUACUUUACAAACAAUUAUCAAUAUUUCCAUUAUUCUUUGUAUUUAUUUUUCUCAGUGCCAAGAGGUUUUGAAGGCCUUGACCGAUGCCUUGUCUAAUGCUCAGCGUGUGUGCAAUUUCAGAUCAGAUUUUGUCAGAUGGGGAAAUGAGACUGGUGAAUGUUGCUCUGUUCUGGUGAUGAGCGUGAAAUGACAUUUACUGAUGAAUCGCAGAGCCACUGAUCUAUAGAACAUAUCAUAUAAAUAGUCUAGUCUAUAUAUAUGCCAAUUUUCAUGUAGUUUCGGGAGAACUAGGUUGAGUGCCACACCAUGCCUGACUCCAAACCGGUCCUUUACCACAAACAAGAAUAAUAACUUCAACGCUAGUAAAGCCAACGUGGUGAAGUGGUAGCGGCCUUGUCAUUUAUUCUGUUGUGAAUGUUUUUUUUUGUGGUCGUGGCUCAUUGAACCAGCCCUGCAACCCUGUUGUCAGUUUAGGCAAUCAUCCCCCACCCCAGUCUGCACUUUAAUACAGGUCCCUCUUUCUGACCUGCUAUACUGAUGUGAAAACAGGGGAAGGCUUAUUUUAUCCUUGAAGGAUUUCUUGAUAUGUAGACUUUUGUUGGUCUUAAACCAUUGGUGGGUAUUAUAUUCUCUGUCAAGCAAAAGCUUUCUUCGGUUAGCUUUGAUAUACAGAAACCAUGUAUUUAUCAGUGUUAACAUAAAGGGUGACAUUUUUUCUGAUAAAGAAAGUUAUUUGUUUUCAGCUUGUAGUGUGUUUGGUUUCGCAAGCCCCUCAACUUGAAUCUGUACCGUUUUUUUGUUUUGUCUUUAUUUCUAACAUUAGUCCACCAGACCCGUAGCCUAUUCAAAACCACUUUUGAUUCAAACCAUAUCAGAAAUUAUAAGACCGUUAUCCUAAUUUCGACGAAUAGAUUCUGACAGGAACGUGCAGCUUUCAGCAUUUACAUUACAUUUAAGUCAUUUAGCAGACGCUCUUAUCCAGAGCGACUUACAAAUUGGUGCAUUCACCUUAUGACAUCCAGUGGAACAGCCACUUUACAAUAGUGCAUCUACAUCUUUUAGGGGGGUGAGAAGGAUUACUUAUCCUAUCCUAUUCAGCAAUUAUGUAAUUUCAUAUUUACAUCAUUGGUUGAGUUAACACCUACGCUUAUACCUGGUGCUAACAUGGGUCCUUUAUCCUGAUCUUGUUUGCAUACACUUUAAUAGCAUGUGUAGAUGCAUUUCUGGAAAUGUGGGCACAAUCAGAAUGUAGACAAGAUCAGCACAAAGGACCCAUUUUAGCAACAGGUAUAAACGGGGCUUCUGAUUUAAUGUGAUGGGCUGGAAUGUAAACUUGUAUGCAUUGGGAGCUGCUGUUGGGAGUCCUUGUAUUGAGCUAAAUGCUGUACUACUAUUGGCUUAUUGCUCCAGAAUCUUUUAUUUGGCAGGGCUAGGUUUCCCCACUACAAUAUAUCCCGCUUAUAACAAUCGAAAGCGAUAGAUUGAAGUGGUCAAAAACUGAGAUCGAAUCAUUCUUAUUACUUACAAUGUGCAUUCAUAAAUUAUUCAAACCCCUUGACUUUUUCCACAUUUUCUUACGUUAGCCUUAUUUUAAAUUCUUUAAAAAAAGAUGUUCUCAAUCUACUUAAGCAAAACGUUUUUUUUAGAAAUGUUUGCAAAUGCAUUGAAAAUUCAGUUGAAGUAGGAAAUUUACAUACACCUUAGCCAAAUACAUUUGAACUGUUUUCACAAUUCCUGACAUUUAAUCAAAGUAAAACUUCCCUGUUUUAGGUCAGUUAGGAUCACCACUUUAUUUUAAGAAUGAAAUGUCAGAAUAGUAGUGAUUUUCAUUUCAGCUUUUAUUUCUUUCAUCACAUUCUCAGUGGGCCAGAAGUUUACAUGCACUCGAUUAGUAUUUGGUAGCAUUGCCUUUAAAUUGUUUAACUUGGGUCAAACGUUUUGGGUAGCCUUACACAAGCUACCCACAAUAAGUUGGGGGAAUUUUGGCCCAUUCCUCCUGACAGAGCAGGAUUAACGGAGUCAGGUUUGAAGGCAUCCUUGCUCACACACGCUUUUUCAGUUCUGCAGACAAAUUUUCUAUGGGAUUGAGGUCAGGGUUUUGUGAUGGCCACUCCAAUUCCUUGACUUUGUUGUCCUUAAGCCAUUUUUCCACAACUUUGGAAGUAUGCUUGGGGUCAUUGUCCAUUUGGAAGACCCAUCUUGCGACCAAGAUUUAACUUCCUGACUGAUGUCUUGAGAUCUUGCUUCAAUAUAUCCACAUAAUUUUGCUUCCUCAUGAAGCCAUCUAUUUUGAAGUGUACCAGUCCCUCCUGCAGCAAAGCACCCCCACAACAUGAUGCUGCCACCCCUGUGCUUCACGGUUGGGAUAGUGUUCUUCAGCUUGCAAGCGUCCCCCUUUUUCCUCCAAACAUAACGAUGGUCAUUAUGGCUAAAACGUUAUGUUUUUGUUUCAUCAGACCAGAGGACAUUUGUCCAAAACGUAUCAUCUUUGUCCCCAUGUGCAGUUGCAAACCGUAGUCCCGCUUUUUUAUGGCGAUUUUGGAGCAGUGGCUUUUUCCUUGCUGAGCAGCCUUUCAGGUUCUCUAUUUACUGUGGAUAUAGAUUAUUUUGUUCCUGUUUCCUCCAGCAUCUUCACAAGGUCCUUUGCUGCUGUCCGAGAUUGAUUUGCACUUUUCGCACCAAAGUACGUUCAUCUCUAGGAGGCAGAACACGUCUCCUUCCUGAGCAGUAUGACGGCUGCGUGGUGCCAUGGUGUUUAUUUGCGUACUAUUGUUUGUACAGAUUAACGCGGUACCUUCAGGUGUUUGGAAAUUGCUCCCAAGGAUGAACCAGCCUACAAAAAUUCUGAAGUCUUGGCUGAUUUCUUUUGAUUUUCCCAUGAUGUCAAGCAAAGAGGCACUGAGUUUGAAGGUAUGCCUUGAAAUAAAUCCACAUCUCCAAUUGACUCUAAUGAUGUCAAUUAGCCUUUCAGAAGCUUCUAAAGCCAUGACAUCAUUUUCUGUAACUUUUCAAGUUGUUUAAAGGGACAGUCAACAUAGUGUAUGUAAACGUCUGACCCACUGGAAUUGUGAUUAAGUGAAAUAAUCUGUCUGUAAACAAUUGUUGGAAAAAAUACUUGUCAUGCACAAAGUAGAUGUCCUAACGGGCUUGCCAAACCUUUAUUAUGUAUUUAUUAUUUAUUUGUUAACAUUAAAUUUGUGGAGUGGUUGAAAAACUAGUUUUAAUGACUCCAACCUAAGUGUAUGUAACCUUCUAACUUCAACUGUAAUUUAAAUAUUACAUUUACAUACACUACCGUUCAAAAAGUUUGGGUCACUUAGACAUUUCGUCCAUUUUAAAAUAUCAAAUUGAACAGAAAUACAGUUUAGACAUGAAUGUUGUAAAUGCCUAUUGUAUAUAUUUUUUUUAAUGGAAUAUCUACAUAGGUGUACAGAGACCCAUUAUCAGCAACCAUCACUCCUGUGUUCCAAUGGCACAUUGUGUUAGCUAAUCCAAGUUUGUCAUUUUAAAAGGCUAAUUGAUCAUUAGAAAACCCUUUUGCAAUUGUUAGCCAGCUGUUGUUCUGAUUUAAAGAAGCAAUAAAACUGACCUGAGACUA
This is a messenger RNA of Oncorhynchus keta (chum salmon), 5590 nucleotides long. Its product is annotated as cytosolic arginine sensor for mTORC1 subunit 2. Gene Ontology annotation, cellular component: cytosol. Gene Ontology annotation, biological process: cellular response to L-arginine; negative regulation of TORC1 signaling. The record is from RefSeq and is a predicted model, not a curated record. The transcript is spliced from 9 exons. The coding region runs from base 415 to 1404 and encodes 329 amino acids. Lineage: Eukaryota; Metazoa; Chordata; Actinopteri; Salmoniformes; Salmonidae.